This is a messenger RNA of Trichomonas vaginalis G3, 690 nucleotides long. RefSeq names its product protein of unknown function, DUF4106 family. The transcript has a single exon. The annotation marks the transcript as partial. The record is from RefSeq and is a predicted model, not a curated record. Lineage: Eukaryota; Parabasalia; Trichomonadida; Trichomonadidae.
GUUCUAGAACAUUUAUCUCAAAGAACUACACAGAACCAUAAAGAUGGUAUAUUUGGUGAAGAGUUUAGAAAGAAAGUUAGGGAGAUAGAAGGAAGAGAACCUAUUGUACAUGACCUUGCAAACGAAAGUUUACAAAAUGUCAUAAAAACUUACUUUGCAGACAAUGAACUGAGAAGGGAUGAAUAUUUAAGAAAACUCAAAUGGACAGUACCAAAUGAAAUGUUAGUAUUGAAAAACAUGUUCCUUGACAAAAUAAAACCAACUACAGAAAUAAACGACGCAAGACUGAAAGAUUGGGUAAAAGCUUUCCCAUUCACAAAGGAUAUUGUUGGUAACAUGGAAAGAAAACCAGAAUGGCUACAAAAACAUAUAUUUGGAAACGAGCUUAUUCCAUAUGGACAAGCUCUGUUUGAAGAGCUUGAACCAGAAACUCAGGAAAGAGUCAUGCAAACAAUACGCAAAGACUCAAAUACAGACUAUGACAAACUCUUUCUAGGAUAUAGGUUACCUGAGAUGGGCGACCAGAGCCAAAAGGCAAAAAGGACAUGGGAAAUUUGCAACAUACUAGAUGAACAUAAUGCAAAGAUGCAACAACUUCAAGCAGAGGGCAAUGAAGGAAAAAGAAGAGUUAAAAACUCAGUCAGGAAGAAAGUAAAGCUUGGUCCACGUGGGUUCUAUUAUGACAUAUAA